AUGUUCCCAAAUUUAUUCAGUUUGAGCAGAUUCCAAGAUGCUAAUAUUCAGGAGAUGUUAGAUGAUAAUGCAGGAAACAAAUGGAAUUUUGGAUUUUGCAGGAAUUUAAGGGAAGUUGAGAUAGAAGACAUAAUUCAUCUGUUGAAGCUGAUAGCAACUUUUAACAUAGUUGAAGGUCAGGAUGAAAGAGUUUGGCAGAAUGGUAUAAAACAGUUCUCAGUGGCAGAGUGUUAUAAGUCUUUGGAGGAGGAUGGUUUGUUAGUUUUUCCUUAUAAGAGUGUGUGGAAUCCAAAAAUACCACAGAAGGUGAUUUUGUUUGUCUGGUGUCUCUGUUACAAUGCUGCACCAACAAUGGAUUCUGUGAGAAACACAUAUAAUGUGAAUGGUUGUUUGUUAUGCAAGAAAAGUGCUGAAUCAAACCAACACUUGUUUUUGCAUUGUGACACAACUAGAGAGAUAUGGUUUUACUUCUUAAGUCACUACAAUCUUCAAUGGGUGUUUCAAGGCAGUGUUAGGGAUACUUUAUGGGAAUGGAGAAGGAAAAAAGGGGGAAAUGUAAGUUUAAAAACCAAGAUUUGGGACAUAAUUCCUUUUGCUAUAUGGUGGGUUGUUUGUCUUGAAAGAAACACAAGAACUUUUAAUGGCAGAUCCAAUUCAGUAGACAACUUAAAAGAUGGAUUAAACCUUUGA
Molecule: messenger RNA, 690 nt
Organism: Papaver somniferum (opium poppy)
Lineage: Eukaryota; Viridiplantae; Streptophyta; Magnoliopsida; Ranunculales; Papaveraceae
Exons: 1
Coding region: 1-690 (229 amino acids)
Source: RefSeq, a predicted model, not a curated record